CACUGUCCAGCAGACCGGAGGAAAUAAGUUCUCUUGGUCUGUGUUUUCUAUCUCCGAUUCCAUGAUGGUGCUCUUAAGGCUGUGUGUGCUGGCGGUGGUCUUUUACGCUCAGAUGGACACCGCUGUGUCUGCUCCCAGCGAGGACAGGACUGUGUGGUCCAUGGAGAACUGGCAGGAUGACCCGGAGGACAGCGGCUUAACUCUGCACUUCACUGACCUGCUGAAGCGCUCCAAAUCACAGCAGUUCCACGGGUUAAUGGGCCGGAGCUCAGGACUGUCUCAGCCUCAACGACUCGGUAGGAAAAGAAAUAAAGGAGAGAUGUUUGUUGGACUGAUGGGGAGAAGAUCAUCAAAUGGAGACACUCAAGAAGAACUGGAGAAACCGCAGUCAUACUAUGCAGAUCACAUUAACAGUUAAUUUGGUUUGAUGACUUCAUUAUUUUUUAUUAUUGUCUAAAUUCUACAUUUAAAUGGGAAAUCAAUCAGUGCCAUGACAGACCACUUUCACUAAGACUUUAAAAUGCAGUGAAAAUUGACCACUUUUAUAAUAAGAGAAGAUUCACCUGUGACGUGUCCAGCUGUUUGAGAUUCAAUGACAUUCAGAAUGAACUCCAGCUGUUCAAACAAGCCUUUUUUUAAUGUUGAAUGAGAAGCGUUACAGAGUUAACAAUGGUUUAAUUAUAAACAAACAAAUAAAUAAAUGCACUGACAUCUGA
Molecule: messenger RNA, 716 nt
Organism: Colossoma macropomum (tambaqui)
Lineage: Eukaryota; Metazoa; Chordata; Actinopteri; Characiformes; Serrasalmidae
Gene: tac4
Product: tachykinin precursor 4
Exons: 5
Coding region: 62-418 (118 amino acids)
Source: RefSeq, a predicted model, not a curated record